UUAAAACAACACUUGAAGGCUUUUUCAACCAAGAAUUCAAAGAAGACUCUAAUUUAUCUGACGGCUUCUACUCUGAGACAACUAGCAACACAAAAGCAACUGAAAUAAAUCACUUCUUUACUGACAGUUACGACUUCAUACCCGAAUUCAAUACAUAUUCCGAUUUCUCAGUAUUCCAUUUUGAAAUAAUCACAAUGUCCAUUCAAGCAGUUAUUGAAGCAAUCG
Messenger RNA from Ambispora gerdemannii, 225 nucleotides. The record is from the annotation of a GenBank genome assembly. Lineage: Eukaryota; Fungi; Glomeromycota; Glomeromycetes; Archaeosporales; Ambisporaceae.